Messenger RNA from Rubroshorea leprosula, 2631 nucleotides. The record is from the annotation of a GenBank genome assembly. NCBI's taxonomy places the organism in Eukaryota, Viridiplantae, Streptophyta, Magnoliopsida, Malvales, Dipterocarpaceae.
CGAUUAAACCAGCAAAUUUUCUCUGUUUUCGCUUUGAAAUUCUCGUCGGAAAUCCGUUUUUGGGUCGCGGUUUUGUAGUUGAGAAGGUUGUUCCUCAUGGAUACGAAGAUUUGUUCGCUCGACGUCUGCAAGCCUACUAGCGGCGACAUCGGCUGCCCGCCAAACGGCGUUGUUUCGGCCAUCCAUGGUUCUGUCUCACCCACCGUCUUCAACUCCCCCGAGGCCACUCUCGGUCGCCACCUUGCUCGCCGUCUUGUUCAAAUCGGCGUCAAUGAUGUUUUCUCUGUGCCCGGGGACUUCAAUCUUACCCUCCUCGACCAUCUGCUCGCUGAGCCGGGGCUUAACCUCAUCGGCUGCUGCAACGAGCUGAAUGCGGGGUACGCCGCCGAUGGUUAUGCGCGAUCCCGCGGAGUCGGGGCCUGUGUUGUCACUUUCACCGUUGGUGGACUCAGUGUACUUAACGCGAUCGCCGGGGCUUACAGUGAAAAUCUUCCUCUGAUUUGCAUUGUUGGUGGACCGAACUCAAAUGAUUAUGGGACCAACAGGAUCCUUCACCACACCAUUGGGCUGCCUGAUUUCAGCCAGGAGCUAAGGUGUUUCCAGACCGUCACUUGCUAUCAGGCUGUGGUGAAUAACUUGGAGGAUGCUCAUGAGUUGAUCGAUACUGCAAUUUCAACCUCUUUGAAGGAAAGCAAGCCUGUUUAUAUCAGCAUUAGCUGCAACUUACCGGCGAUUCCUCACCCUACUUUUAGCUGUGAGCCGGUUCCGUUCUCACUCUCUCCUAAAUUGAGUAAUAAGUUGGGAUUGGAGGCCGCGGUGGAGGCGGCGGCGGAGUUCUUGAACAAGGCGGUGAAACCCGUCUUGGUGGGUGGGCCUAAGCUGAGAGUUGCAAAGGCAUGUGAACAGUUUGUUGAGCUUGCUGAUACUUCUGGGUAUGCUCUUGCUGUGAUGCCAUCGGCUAAGGGGCUGGUCCCUGAGCACCACCCUCAUUUCAUUGGAACCUAUUGGGGUGCGGUCAGCACUGCAUUUUGUGCCGAGAUCGUCGAGUCCGCCGAUGCUUACUUGUUCGCCGGACCAAUCUUCAAUGAUUACAGCUCUGUUGGGUACUCUCUGCUCCUCAAGAAAGAGAAGGCAAUCAUUGUGCAGCCUGAUCGUGUGGUGAUAGCUAAUGGUCCUACAUUUGGGUGUGUCUUGAUGAGGGAUUUCCUCAGAGAAUUGGCCAAGAGGAUCAAACGAAACGCCACUGCUUAUGAGAAUUAUAACAGGAUUUUUGUUCCUGAAGGAAAACCUUUGAAAUCUGCACCUCAAGAGCCUUUGAGAGUUAAUGUCAUGUUUCAGCAUAUACAGAAGAUGCUGUCUGGUGAAACUGCUGUAAUUGCUGAGACAGGGGACUCUUGGUUUAACUGCCAGAAACUGAAAUUGCCUGAGGGAUGUGGUUAUGAGUUCCAAAUGCAGUAUGGAUCAAUUGGAUGGUCAGUUGGUGCCACUCUUGGGUAUGCACAAGCUGUACCAGAGAAGCGUAUCAUUGCUUGCAUUGGUGAUGGUAGUUUCCAGGUGACUGCACAAGAUGUGUCCACAAUGCUGAGAUGUGGGCAGAAGACUAUCAUCUUCCUGAUAAACAAUGGUGGAUACACCAUUGAAGUCGAGAUUCAUGAUGGGCCAUACAAUGUGAUCAAGAACUGGAACUACACUGGCUUUGUGGAGGCAAUUCAUAAUGGUGAAGGGAAGUGCUGGACAGCCAAGGUAUUCUGUUGAUUUCUAACUUCUGUCUACACUUGGUAUGGAAGAACAUUAAUGCUCUUAAGGAAGUAAAUGCAAGAUUUUAAGUUUCUAUAUUUUUAUGUGCUUUUAAUGCCUCCUUUUUCUCUCAAUAUUUAACCUAGUUGAUGUUCCCCAAUUGGUUAAAUAUAAUCUUCAAAGAAAAUAGCGACUACAUUGUUCUGUAGAGUAGAAGUGAAUCUUUUUACUUCAGGGCUUGGGCUUUGGGGUUUGCAGAGGCUCUGACACUGCAAGUGUUGCUAUUGGUUCUGUGUUCAGUUUAUUUCGAGCUUGGUUCAUUUGACUUACCUCAUCAAAUCCUCUCAAACAGAAUGGCUCUGAUUACAUAACCAAUGCUGUUAUCUUCUUUUUACAGGUCCAUACCGAGGAAGAGCUGAUCAAAGCAAUUGAGACUGCAACAGGACCCAAGAAGGACUCCCUGUGCUUCAUUGAGGUGAUAGUUCACAAGGAUGAUACCAGCAAAGAGCUCUUGGAAUGGGGCUCAAGGGUCUCUGCUGCUAAUAGCCGUCCACCCAAUCCUCAGUAGAUCAUUGUCGCUCUCUACAGUUAGUUGUCCAGUAAACUUGUUCACUCAGCAUUUUCUUUUCUGAAUGUUCUGCUUAACCUCCGGAUUUGUCGCUGCAUCUAUGUAUAUUCGGAUUGAAUCGCUGAGGUUUCUUGUCCUUUAUUUUCUCCAUCAAUCAAGGACAGUUAUAACUUAACCGAACUUUGUUCAAAAUCUGGUGAAUUAGAUCACAUGUUAGUCAGUCCAUGUCGUAGAAGAUCUCACCAAGGUUGAACAGAUGACUUGGAUUGUCUAUUCCUUUUGAAUUAGAUGUUUUUUCACUUUGAUAAUAGAGGAAUUUUUUAAUU